Messenger RNA from Aureobasidium melanogenum CBS 110374, 1998 nucleotides. RefSeq names its product zf-UBP-domain-containing protein. The transcript is spliced from 2 exons. Gene Ontology annotation, cellular component: cytoplasm. Gene Ontology annotation, biological process: Ras protein signal transduction; protein ubiquitination. Lineage: Eukaryota; Fungi; Ascomycota; Dothideomycetes; Dothideales; Saccotheciaceae. The coding region runs from base 1 to 1998 and encodes 665 amino acids. The record is from RefSeq and is a predicted model, not a curated record. Gene Ontology annotation, molecular function: zinc ion binding; ubiquitin protein ligase activity.
AUGUCGGCCUACUUCUUCCAUAUCAAGCUUGAGCUGUAUCCUUCGACACGCCCAUCAGCUUCGUCGCAAGCUGCUCCAACCAACCUCUUCCGCCCAGAUUCGACGACAGACAUAUUCAAAUCUACGUUUCCCGCACAUCGAACCUCGAAGACCACUUCCCAUACGUUGUCAGCCCGACACUCGCCGAGAAGCUCGCUGGACAAUCGCCCUACUGCUGCGAGUCGUCCAGCCUCCGCCCACGGCGAUGCGCUCCUGUUACCUGAGAGGAACAUUGCCCUGAAAGAGCCUGCUUCACCUACUAUACCACCAAAGAAAGCCUCGAGCGAGAUUGCCACCAGAGAUUGGCGGUACGGCCCUGUCACCAUCGAAAGCAUCGACAUGGAGCCCACCUCUACCAAGCUGCCUUCGACUGGUCUACACACCAAGGCGGCAUAUGUGCCAUCGGCUGCCAAAGCAACUGAUGUAGGCUGGGGUGUCGUACAUCUGUACAGGGAUUCUCAAGAGACGGCAGCAUUGGACCAUAAGCAUAUUAAAGACCAUGUCGACUUCGACCCUCAACAGUGCAGUACUUUGUGCAUUCUAGCGGUGCCGUCAUGGAUGAUGCCUUCAGAUCUGCUGGGAUUUGUUGGAGACCAGGCAAGAGAAGAUGUCAGCCACUUCAGGUUGAUUAGGACUGGCCGUGCCAACAAAUACAUGGCUCUCAUGAAGUUCAGACAGCCAAAGAAAGCUAGAGAAUGGCAGAAAUUGUGGAACGGAAAGCUCUUCAGCGCUAUGGAGCCCGAAAACUGCCAUGUCGUCUUCAUCAAGUCUGUCGAGUUUUUAACUCCCGACUCAGAUACAUCUGACCCCGCCGCUUUCCCUCAAAACACUCAGGACCCAUUCACCACAUCUUCUAACUCUCUGUCCGCCAAGCCACAUGCACCGCCGACGCCAUCGCUUGUCGAGCUUCCUACAUGUCCGGUGUGUCUCGAGCGCAUGGAUGAGACCACCGGUCUUUUGACCAUCCUAUGUCAACAUGUAUUUCACUGCGCCUGUCUUGAGAAGUGGCGCGGGUCGGGCUGUCCUGUGUGUCGUUACACGCAGUCACCCUCCUUCACCUUCCCCUAUCCCCGACCUAGCCAUUCUGACGCACAGACCGAAGUCGAACCUGCUUGUACUGUCUGCGCGACCACUACCAAUCUCUGGAUCUGCUUGAUUUGCGGAAACACAGGCUGUGGUCGCUAUGAUUCAGCACACGCCUUUGCACAUUGGGAAGCCACAAGCCACUGCUAUGCCAUGGACAUCAACUCACAGCAUGUCUGGGACUACGCUGGCGAUGGCUAUGUUCAUCGCUUAAUUCAGAACAAACCUGACAGCAAAUUAAUUGAUCUGCCUGCUCGCCACCAUCCUAACGCCGCCUUCCGUGCCGAAGCCGAUGACCAUGUGCCGCGAGAGAAGAUGGAGAACAUGGCUAACGAGUACACUUACCUCCUGACUAGUCAGUUGGACAGCCAGCGCCGUUACUACGAGGGCCAGCUCGAGCGUGCUGUUGACAAGGCCAGCACCGCUUCGGCCAAAGCUGAGGAUGCUGCUAGAGCAUGCAGCGCGCUCGCUGAAGAGAUGGCCGUCCUGCGCGCACAGAACCAAGAGUAUGCCUCUAGUGUUACUCGUAUGGAGAAGAGUGUCGAAAAGGCCACAACUCGCGCCGAGAAGUUUGAGAAGAUGGCUCGCGACAUGUCUACUCAGCUACGUGAGGAGAAAACAAUGAACGAGGGCUUGCUUCAGCGCAUUCACGCCGCCGAAGCAAAGGCCAAAGAGAGUCAACAAGAGACCGAAAAGUUGAGGUUUGAGAAGGCAGACCUAGAGGAGAUGAACCACGACCUGACUAUGUUCAUCAGUAGUCAGGAGAAAGUCAAGGAGUUGCAAGCUCAAGGCGAGGAAGUAGUCGAAGGAUCGGCUUUUGCUCCCGAGCAGCAACAACCGCAAGGCAAGAGGAAGGGCAGGGGAAAGAAAAAGUAG